Messenger RNA from Melospiza georgiana, 1092 nucleotides. It is a transcript of the gene MC3R, whose product is annotated as melanocortin 3 receptor. NCBI's taxonomy places the organism in Eukaryota, Metazoa, Chordata, Aves, Passeriformes, Passerellidae. Gene Ontology annotation, biological process: G protein-coupled receptor signaling pathway. Bases 1 to 1092 code for a protein of 363 amino acids. Gene Ontology annotation, cellular component: membrane. The transcript has a single exon. Gene Ontology annotation, molecular function: melanocyte-stimulating hormone receptor activity; peptide hormone binding. The record is from RefSeq and is a predicted model, not a curated record.
AUGCACAGCAGCAGCUUGGAAGGACCUGCUUUCCAUUUUAUAUUUUUUUUUCUCUUUUUAACCUGUGCUGCCUCAGGUGCCCAGCCAGGGGUGAGCCCAGCUGCUGUGCUGGCCAUGAACACCACACGCUCUGCAUUCUCCUUGCAGCCCCUGCUGCUGAACGCCAGCGAGGACCUCAACGACUCCGUCCCCACCAACCGCAGCGGCGACGGGUUCUGCGAGCAGGUCUUCAUCAAAGCCGAGGUCUUCCUGACCCUGGGCAUCAUCAGCCUGCUGGAGAACAUCCUGGUCAUCCUGGCAGUGCUGAAGAACGGCAACCUGCACUCCCCCAUGUAUUUCUUCCUCUGCAGCCUGGCCGUGGCAGAUAUGCUGGUGAGCAUGUCCAACGCCCUGGAGACCGUGAUGAUCGCCAUCCUCAGCAGCGGCUACCUGAUCAUCGACGACCACUUCAUCCAGCACAUGGACAAUGUCUUUGACUCCAUGAUUUGUAUUUCUCUGGUAGCCUCCAUUUGCAACCUCUUGGUCAUAGCCAUCGACAGGUACAUCACUAUUUUCUAUGCCCUCCGUUACCACAGCAUCAUGACGGUGAAGAAAGCCCUGACCCUCAUUGUGCUCAUUUGGGUGGCGUGCAUCAUCUGUGGCAUCAUUUUCAUUGCCUACUCGGAGAGCAAAACUGUCAUUGUGUGUCUCAUCACCAUGUUCUUCACCAUGCUGCUGCUGAUGGCCUCGCUGUACGUGCACAUGUUCCUGUUUGCCCGCCUGCACGUCAAGCGCAUCGCGGCGCUGCCCGUCGAGGGCGUGCCCGCCCAGCGCACCUGCAUGAAGGGCGCCGUCACCAUCACCAUCCUCCUGGGGGUCUUCAUCGUCUGCUGGGCGCCCUUCUUCCUCCACCUCAUCCUCAUCAUCUCCUGCCCCAUGAACCCCUACUGCAUCUGCUACACGGCGCACUUCAACACCUACCUGGUGCUGAUCAUGUGCAACUCCGUCAUUGACCCGCUCAUUUACGCCUUCAGGAGCCUGGAGAUGAGGAAGACUUUCAAAGAAAUCGUGUGUUGCUGCUAUGGCAUGAGUGUGGGACAGUGCAUGCUGUAA